Molecule: messenger RNA, 1153 nt
Organism: Rhagoletis zephyria (snowberry fruit fly)
Lineage: Eukaryota; Metazoa; Arthropoda; Insecta; Diptera; Tephritidae
Source: RefSeq, a predicted model, not a curated record
GCACCAAAUUUAAAUCAGCAAGAGCUGUAAGUUAGCAACGGAGAGCAGCUAAGGAACUUAAGUGGCAACCAAUGAGGUGUUAUAACCAGCUAUUUAGUUGAAAAUGUCUCGCUGCUUUGGACAGUUGUAUUCGUAUGCACUAGGUCCGUCGGUAAUAUUUUGUGACCACAGCCGUUUUUGGUUUGGCUGAAGUUUUCGAGUUAUUCGCCUUUGAAAAUUUCUCCAAAACACCUGGUUUUUGGCAAAAGUGCAGUAUAGCAGCAGGUUAAUGGAGCACUGAUGGCCUGAAAAGCUUGGUAUCUUCGGAUUUAUAUAUGUACAGACAUAUUGAGCCGUAACUGCCAAUUAAACAUCAUAAAGUAUCUAUUUCCGAACUCUCCGCCAUGAGUGUGGUACACAAGUGCACCUCGAAAUUGCUCACCGCUAAUAUGAAUACCACCACGAGGUUGAAUAUGCGAUUUCAUACACGAAACUAUGGAUCAUCAAAUGGCAACACGCUCCACAAACAAAUCAAUCCAUGGAGUAGUAAAACAAACAUUCGAAUACAAAAAUUCAACUAUCAUGACAGACGGCCACUUCCCGCGGUCUUCGCCUCAUUCAUUUUCUUAGUUUUAAGCAUUUUUUGUGAGAUCAAAGCGCAAACUCGAGAUCCUCGGUUUUACUCACGUCCGGGUGUAAAUGAUUACAACUGGCCAAAUCCAGGUGAUCCUGAUUAUAGAACCUAUAUUUUUAAUGAUCGUCGUUAUGGACAUUAUUUGCCUAACGGCUAUGGCUCAAACUAUCCCGGCAGGAAUUCUCCAGGACAAUACCCACAGGGAAUGCCCAACGAAGAACGAUUUCGGUUUGGUCCGUUAUUCGUCAUUUGCUGGAAGAAAUCUAGAAUACCGACCGUUCAGCAAUGCAAAAACGAAAAAUGCAGAUCAAUAGAACUUUUUAUGCUCAUUUCAACCAUGCCAAAAUUAUUUGGCGCAUGUGAAAAAUGAACACGUUCUAGAUGGUUAAAUUUCAGUUUUUAGAUUUUUUAAAUAUUAAUAUCUUAUGAACUAUAUAACCGAUUAAAGAAUUAAUGACGUCACCACCAAGAUAAUUGAUUUGUAUUUCAGCUGAUGCACGUAAUUUAUAGCUUUUUGUAUUCUUAAACCAAAACCACUAA